AUGGUUUCAACGAGACGCAACAGUGGUGGCGGAUCUUUCCCCGCCGCUAAAAGACCUUCUUCAUCUUCCGAUGACAAACCUCCUUCUCCUUCACCUAAGCGCCAGAAGCCUGACAAUGGUGCUGCUGCUGCUUCCUCGGAGAAACCGGUAUCGAUAUCCCCGACGGAGAAUUCCAAGGAUUUGCGUACUCCCGAGCCUCCCGCCGAUCCAGGAGAAUGUGCUCCCUCCGAUGCUCAGAUCGAAGAACCGGCAAAUACCGAUGAUAAAAUCGAUGCAACACCGCCGAUCGCUGACGGUUCUUCGCCGACUCUGGUAGCUGAUAAACCUAGGGCUUCGUUCUCUUCUUGGAGUAUAUAUCAGAAACAAAAUCCGAUUCUCGAGUCUUCAGCUCCCUGGUGUCGGCUUCUGUCCCAGUCUGCUCAGCAUCCAAAUGUUUCCAUUUCCAUACCCAACUUCACUAUUGGCUCAAGUAGAAAUUGCAACUUUCAUUUGAAGGAUCAUACAAUAAGUGGGAAUUUAUGUAAAAUCAAACACACACAGCGCGAGGGAGGUGAUGUGGCUGUGCUAGAAAGUACGGGUAGCAAAGGAUCUGUGCUAGUCAAUGGGACACUUGUCAAGAAGAACACCUGCUGUGCGCUUAACUCGGGUGAUGAGGUGGUUUUUGGCUUGCAUGGAAAUCAUUCUUAUAUUUUUCAGCAAGUAAACACUGAGGUUGCAGUUAAGGGUGCAGAAGUUCAGAGUGGCGUUGGUAAAUUUAUGCAGCUUGAAAGGAGAAGCGGAGACCCUUCAGCCGUGGCUGGGGCUUCUAUCUUGGCUUCUCUUUCUAACCUCAGACAAGAUCUUAAAAGAUGGAAAUCUCCAUCUCACACUGCCAGUAAGCCUCACCAGGGUGCUGAUGUUUCUAUUCAUACUGUUCUCCCUGAUGGUACAGAAGUUGAGCUUGAUGGCCUGGAAGGCAACUCAACUCCAAAUAUAGGAACUGAUAAAGCUGCUGAUGCCGAGGCUAGCAACAAGGACUCUCCUAUGGAUUACGAUCCAGAGGACGCAGGCACAGAGCCAGGCAAUGUAAAGUUCUCUGGGGUAUUGGAAGAAAGAAAUGGGGUGGAGGACACACAAGCUGCAUCGAUUUCGGGUACAUCUGUUCGUAGUGCUGUUUUCAAAGAAGAUGCUCAUGCUGCAGUACUGGAUGGAAAAGAACUAGAAGUGUCCUUUGACAGCUUCCCAUACUAUUUAAGCGAGAAUACAAAAAAUGUCCUGAUUGCAGCUUGUUUUAUACACCUGAAGCAUAAAGAGCAUGCAAAGUACACCACAGAUCUCACCACCGUAAAUCCCCGUAUUCUACUUUCAGGACCUGCAGGGUCAGAAAUAUAUCAGGAGAUGCUUGUAAAAGCACUUGCGAAAUACUUCGGUGCUAAAUUGCUCAUAUUCGAUAGCCAGUUGCUUUUGGGUGGUUUAUCUUCUAAGGAAGCCGAGCUUCUCAAAGAUGGAUUUACUGCCGAUAAAUCUUGCAGCUGCCCCAAACAAAGCCCUACAGCCAUUGACACUGCUAAGAGCAUGGAUCCACCAGCUAGUGAAACAGAUGCUCCUAGCUCUUCAAAUGCACCUACUCCACAUGGACUUGAAUCUCAAGCUAAGUUGGAAACUGAUAAUGUACCAUCUACAUCUGGAACAGCUAAAAAUUGCUUGUUUAAACUAGGCGACCGGGUUAAGUAUAGUUCAUCUUCUGGGUGUUUGUAUCAGACAUCUUCUUCAAGGGGUCCAUCUAAUGGAAGUCGAGGGAAAGUUGUCUUAAUUUUUGAUGAUAAUCCCUUGUCCAAAAUUGGUGUAAGAUUUGAUAAACCUAUACCUGAUGGAGUUGAUCUUGGAGGUGCCUGUGAGGGAGGUCAAGGUUUUUUCUGCAAUGUCACUGAUCUUCGAUUGGAAAACAGUGGCAUUGAUGAACUGGACAAAUUACUGAUUAAUACGUUGUUUGAGGUUGUAACUAGUGAGAGUAGAAAUUCACCGUUCAUUCUGUUCAUGAAAGAAGCAGAAAAGUCUAUAGUAGGAAAUGGGGAUCCAUACUCAUUUAAAAGUAAGCUUGAAAAGCUUCCUGACAAUGUGGUGGUAAUAGGUUCACACACUCACACCGACAGUCGAAAGGAGAAGUCACAUCCCGGGGGUUUGCUCUUUACAAAGUUUGGCAGCAAUCAGACUGCCCUUCUUGACUUGGCUUUCCCGGAUAGUUUCGGAAGAUUACAUGACAGGGGGAAAGAAGUCCCAAAACCAAACAAAACUUUGACUAAGCUAUUUCCAAAUAAAGUAACAAUUCACAUGCCACAGGAGGAGGCGCUUCUAGCAUCAUGGAAACAACAACUUGAUCGAGAUGUAGAAACUCUUAAAAUUAAAGGAAAUUUGCACCAUUUGCGCACUGUUUUAAGCCGUAGUGGGAUGGAAUCUGAAGAACUCGAGGCCUUGUCUGUCAAGGAUUUGACACUUACAAAUGAAAAUUCAGAGAAGAUUGUUGGUUGGGCUUUAAGCCACCAUCUGAUGCAGAAUUCUGAAGUUGACGCUGAUGCAAAGCUUGUGCUGUCUUGUGAGAGCAUCCAGUAUGGAAUUGGGAUCUUACAGGCUAUCCAAAAUGAGUCGAAGAGCCUAAAGAAGUCUCUUAAGGACGUUGUAACAGAAAACGAAUUUGAAAAGAGGCUUUUGGGUGAUGUUAUUCCACCUAGUGACAUUGGUGUUACUUUUGAUGAUAUUGGAGCUCUAGAAAAUGUUAAGGAUACAUUGAAGGAAUUGGUGAUGCUUCCUUUACAGAGGCCUGAGCUUUUUUGCAAGGGGCAGUUAACCAAGCCAUGCAAGGGCAUUCUAUUAUUUGGUCCCCCGGGAACAGGUAAGACAAUGCUUGCCAAGGCAGUUGCUACCGACGCCGGUGCAAACUUCAUCAAUAUUUCCAUGUCAAGCAUCACAUCUAAGUGGUUUGGUGAGGGUGAAAAAUAUGUCAAAGCCGUUUUCUCCCUGGCAAGUAAAAUUGCUCCCAGUGUGAUAUUUGUUGAUGAAGUUGAUAGCAUGUUGGGCCGGAGGGAAAAUCCAGGGGAGCACGAGGCCAUGCGAAAGAUGAAAAAUGAAUUCAUGGUGAACUGGGAUGGCUUACGUACAAAGGAUACUGAAAGAGUUCUUGUGCUCGCAGCCACCAACAGACCUUAUGACCUUGACGAGGCUGUCAUACGAAGGCUGCCUCGGAGACUAAUGGUAAAUUUACCAGAUGCUCCAAAUAGAGCAAAAAUAUUAAAAGUUAUACUGGCAAAAGAAGAUCUGUCUUCUGAUGUCGAUCUGAGUGCAAUAGCAAGUAUGACUGACGGAUAUUCUGGAAGUGAUCUUAAGAACUUAUGUGUAACUGCGGCACACCGUCCUAUUAAAGAGAUAUUAGAAAAGGAAAAAAAGGAUCUUGCUGCGGCUCUAGAAGAAGGUAAACCCGCACCUGCAUUACGUGGAAGUGAUGACAUCCGAUCUUUAAAUAUGGAAGAUUUUAAACAUGCUCACCAACAGGUAUGUGCAAGUGUUUCUUCUGAAUCCGUUAAUAUGACGGAGCUUUUACAAUGGAAUGAACUAUACGGGGAAGGUGGUUCAAGAGUUAAGAAAGCACUAAGCUAUUUCAUGUGA
Vicia faba (fava bean) is the source of this 3639-nucleotide messenger RNA. Lineage: Eukaryota; Viridiplantae; Streptophyta; Magnoliopsida; Fabales; Fabaceae. The record is from the annotation of a GenBank genome assembly.